AUGGCCCCCAACGGCCAGCCACAAUUCGCAUACUACCCUGCCGACUCACAACCGAGGCCGCAUUACGCCAGUCAUCCCUCCGAUAUGCAUUACUAUGGCCAGGUCUCGCCCUUCGCACAUGCUCAGCAACAGCCACACUGCAUGCCAGAGCACUACGCUCCGACAGUUAUGAACAUGCACCAGAUGGCCACCGCCAAUGCCUUCCGCGGAGCUAUGAACAUGACCCCCAUCGCCUCUCCCCAGCCGUCAAACUUCAAGGCGUCGCUUGCUGUGCAAGGCUCGCCUGCUUUGAUGCCCUUGGACACCAGGUUCGUCAGCAACGACUACUACGCAUUCCCCUCCACGCCUCCUCUUUCCACCUCGAGUAGCUCCGGGGGUAGCCCGCCUUCCACAACCGGUGCCCUCCACACUCCGAUGCACGAGAGCUUUUUUGCUCUGGAGAAGGUGGAGGGAGUCAAGGAGGGAUGUGAGGGAGAUGUCCACGCUGAGAUCCUGGCCAGUGUCGACUGGCAACGCUCGGCCUCGCCGGCCAUGACACCUGUCUUCCUCCACAACCCUUCAAUCUCCAGCCAGGGCUCAGAUCUCCUCUCGGCAAGCUCGUGCCCGUCUCUUUCCCCAUCGCCUUCCCCUGUUUCUUCCAUGUUCGGACAAUCACAAUCAUCCCUCCAGCUUGAGCACUCCACCUCUUUCUGCGACCCCCGGGAGCUUACGGUCGAGUCGGCACACCACGCUCCUACAGAGCUUCCUCCUCUGCCUUCUCUGUCUUGCGACGACGAGGAGCCCAAGGUAGUUCUCGGUAGCGAGGCCGUGACUCUGCCUGUGCACGAGAACCCCACUCCAUCUUUCACAACCUCCAGCGAGGACCCACUCAGCACACUUCCGUCUUUCGACAGCUUCACGGACCUUGACUCGGAUGACGAAUUCGUGAACCGCCUGGUGGACUUCCACCCUAGCGGAACCACAUUCUACCUUGGUGGCAAGCGACAGCGCAUGGGAACUUACUCGCUGGAUGAGGAUGAGUUCCUCAGCGAGCACGGCAUGGACGAGUCCGAGGAUCUGGAAGUCGCCCUUUCUGGUCUUCCUACCAUUCAGCUGGAUGGUGGUGAGACCGCGGAGGAUAUGGCCGCCAAGAAGCGUGGAAACCGCAAGUCGCUCAAGAAGGAAACCGAAUCAGAUUUCUCCAGUGUCCAGGCUCAGAUGCCCGUCAACGAGACUGCCGUUGAGUCUCCAGCACACGACCACGCCGACUGCCAGCGCCAGAACUCUGUUGUCAGCACAUCCGGCUCGGAGACUGCGUCUGCUCCCGUCUCGGUCAACCGCCGCGGUCGCAAGCAGUCCCUGACGGACGACCCUUCCAAGACCUUCGUCUGCACACUCUGCUCCCGCCGUUUCCGCCGCCAGGAACACCUUAAGCGCCACUACCGCUCUCUGCACACCCAGGACAAGCCCUUUGAGUGCGGUGAGUGCGGCAAGAAGUUCUCCCGGAGUGACAACCUCGCCCAGCACGCCAGGACCCAUGCUGCUACUUCAGUCGUCAUGGGCGUCAUCGACACCAACAGCGCCCAGGCGUACGACGAGCGAGAUCCAUCAACGAUGGGUGUCCUCUAUGACGCAGCGACCAAGUCGACCACCACUGCAUCGGACGACAGCACAGAACCCUCUGUCGACCGACGCUCGCUCAAGAAGCGCAAGCGAGAGGAAAGCAAUGCGUGA
Molecule: messenger RNA, 1713 nt
Organism: Aspergillus mulundensis
Lineage: Eukaryota; Fungi; Ascomycota; Eurotiomycetes; Eurotiales; Aspergillaceae
Gene: sebA
Product: putative C2H2 transcription factor (Seb1)
Exons: 2
Coding region: 1-1713 (570 amino acids)
Biological process (GO): regulation of transcription by RNA polymerase II
Molecular function (GO): DNA-binding transcription factor activity, RNA polymerase II-specific; RNA polymerase II cis-regulatory region sequence-specific DNA binding
Source: RefSeq, a predicted model, not a curated record